CAAGGUCAUUCGUUUACUUGCUUCCCAACCGAGUUUCCUUUCCCGUUUUACACAAUCGUUAUAAGAACCAAUACGCUCAUACAGCGCCAAUUUCCCAACACAUCGUACACCAGGGGCCGAGUUGAAAAAUGAAGAACGCGCUGUCGCUCGUCGCCUUGGCUGCUGGCCUCAGCCAGGUCGCGGCUACUGGCUUCGGUUUCCACAACGCUCCCAAGUUCACUUGCCCGGACAACACCGACAACAAGUGCAUUCUCGACCAGGACCGUGGAUUCGACUGGUCUGACCUCCCCUUUGGCGGGUUCGACUCCUACAAGGGGUUCAAAUGGAGCGGCUUCACUUGCAGCGAAAAGUUCGGCAAGCGGGAUCUGCUGACCGGCCGCUCGUUCCAGAGCAAGUGCAUUACCGGCAAGGCUACGAAGGAGAAGAACAACAGCCCUAAGAUUAGCUGCGACAAGGACCAGGGUGUCCAGAAGACCUCGAUCAAGAAGUUCCAGGUUUCGCCCGAGUUCGACUGCGAUCUCGAGUUCCACUACACUCUGCCUGAUGGAUCGUCUUGCAAGCACCGUUCCGCUUGCAAGGCUUCCGGUACCGUUGUCGAGAACACCCAGUGCGGUGGUGCCACUGACGUUACUAUUGUCUACCCCGAACAGCCCAACAAGCCCAAGAAGACUUGUGACUUCGGCAUCCACCACAUCGACUUCGACUGCAACCCGCCCAAGCCCACGAAAUCCUACCCGGUUAUCAGCGCUUCGACCUCCUCGCCAGCCACCAGCUCUAGCAGCGCCGCCAUCCUGAGCUCGACCAGCAGCGUUCCCGCCCAGAGCUCGUCUAGCAGCGUCCCUGGUCAGAGCUCAUCCAGCAGCGUUCCUGCUCAGAGCUCAUCCAGCAGCGUUCCUGCUCAGAGCUCAUCCAGCAGUGUUCCCGCUCAGAGCUCGUCUAGCAGUGUUCCUGCUCAGAGUUCGUCCAGCGUCCCUGCCCAGAGUUCAUCCAGCAGCGUCCCUGCUCAGAGUUCGUCCAGUGUUCCUGCUCAGAGCUCUUCCAGCAGCGUUCCCGCUCAGAGCACCAGCAGCAUCCCUGCUGGCAGCACCAGCUCUUCUGUCGAGAUCCCUUCCUCCUCCGCCAGUGUCCCCGGUGUGCCCUCGUACCCUGGCCAGGGCCAGAGCACUGUCUCUUCGGUCGGUGCCUCUAGCACUCCCGGUUCCAGCAGCUCUGCCGUUGAGACCACGAGUUCCGCUGCCGGCUCUACCAGCUCUGUUGCUAUUCCCGGCACCAGCUCCGGCGCCAUUGUUUCCAGCUCUGCCACUGAGGGCACUAGCUCGACUGCCGCCAUUCCCUCUAGCAGCGCUGUUGUCUCUUCGUUCUCUGUUACCAGCUACCUGACUACCUCCACUGUCUUCACCACCUCGGUCCAGACCAUCACCAGCUGCGGCCCUGAGGUUCCCGAUUGCCCUGCCGGCUCCACCGCCGUCACGACCGUCACCAUUCCCAUCUCGACCACCAUUUGCCCGGUUACUGAGACCAUCGGUGUUUCUACCCCCGCCACCCAGGCUACCCAGUCUGCCUCCGUUCCCGCCCCGGCUGAAUCUACCACGGCGCCGAUUGGAUCGUCUACUGGUGUGCAGCCUAUCGGAUCGUCGACCGUUCCGGCUUCUUCCACCGGCAGCGGCCCUGCUCCCCCCGUCGAGACCCUACCCUGCCCUGAUGUCGUUCCCUCUUGCCUGAACACCUGGCUGUUCGUCGUUGGCUGCAAGGACAACACUGACUCCGCCUGCUACUGCCCUGACACCACCUUCGUCAAGAACAUCUUCACUUGCCUGUACGCCCACGGUGAGACUGACCAGGUCAUCUCCGAGGCUAUUAGCUACUUCCAGGGUAUCUGUGCCCCCUUCGUGCCCACCAACCCUGGUAUUGCCACUGGUGCUGAGACCAUCACCACUGUCCUGACCGCUACUCCUACCGCUCCCCCGGCGUCGGUCACCACCAUCGAGAUUGCCACCACCGUUGUUGUCCCCUGCACCAACGAGGUCGGCGAGGAGAUCCCCAGCUCCAGCAGCACCGUCACGAUCCACACCAGCCUCACCGUCCCCGGUAUCGUGUUCACCACCGUUACCGAUAGCCCCAGCGCCACUAGCGUCGUCAUCGUCCCCGGCACUUACUCUGCCACCGUCCCGGCUGCUACGCCUACCCUGGCUAUCCCGAUCUCGACUCCCGCCGGUGGUGCUCCUCCGUACCCGAUCGCCGCAACCUCGACCUUCUCUACCGCCCCCGCCGGCACUGGAGGCGCCGUGGUUCCGUCCGGCACCGGUACCAACCUCCCGAUCGUCACCGCUGGUGCCGCCCACAUCGGUGCCGGUAUGGGCUUCCUGGGUUUUGCCGGUGCGAUCAUCGUCGCUGCUCUGUAAGUUUGCAGACCUGGCUAUGAGUAUCCAUCGGAGCUUAGCCACGCAGGGCAAUCUUUUCUUUCUCUGUACCAUAUGACCGCUGCGUACCCAUAAGAUUCUUACGAUCCUUACGAAUGAGACUUGCAUAUUUUGGGA
Molecule: messenger RNA, 2537 nt
Organism: Durotheca rogersii
Lineage: Eukaryota; Fungi; Ascomycota; Sordariomycetes; Xylariales; Xylariaceae
Exons: 2
Coding region: 129-2402 (757 amino acids)
Source: RefSeq, a predicted model, not a curated record